Didymodactylos carnosus is the source of this 391-nucleotide messenger RNA. The record is from the annotation of a GenBank genome assembly. NCBI's taxonomy places the organism in Eukaryota, Metazoa, Rotifera, Eurotatoria, Philodinida, Philodinidae.
AUGUUUUUAGGGAGGGAUCAGCCCCCCCCCCGGGCGGCGGCUGAUAUUACUGUGACCAAUACCAAGGAACCAGUGAGCAGACCAGAUCCUGAUAAACUCGUGUUCGGGCAUCAUUUUUCUGAUCAUAUGUUAACAAUCAAACAUACGACAACAAAAGGUUGGGAUAAACCGGUGAUUGAACCCAUCCGUGACUUAUCUAUACAUCCAGCUGCUAAAGUGUUACAUUAUGCAACUGAAAUAUUCGAAGGAAUGAAAGCAUAUCGUGGAAUCGAUGACAAAAUACGUUUAUUUCGUCCAGAUUUAAAUAUGAAACGAAUGUUAUCGUCAGCUGAACGAAGUGUAUUACCUGUAAGUUGAUGUGUCCCAUGAAAAGAUAGAAUUUUGAAAAAGA